ACCUCUCUCUCUCUCUGUCUCUCUCAUCUUUUAUCUUCCCUUUCAGACGAAGAGGAAAAUGAAAAUGUGAGAUGUUUUGAGAGAGGAAUUGAUUUUCACUAUAUUAACACAUAUAUAGUGAGAGAAAGAGGUAAAUGGUGGAUCUUUUUACACCAGCCAUGUCUGUAUCUCCAUCUCUUGCUGGUGGAGAGAAGAAGCACUGGUGGCUUAGCAACAGAAAGAUUGUAGAUAAAUAUGUAAAAGAAGCACGAGUCCUCAUUGCGACUCAUGAACAGGGCGAGAUUGCUUCGGCUCUUAACCUUCUCGAUGCGGCUUUAUCUCUCUCGCCUCGACUUGAGCUUGCGCUAGAGUUAAAAGCACGAUCGUUGCUUUAUCUCCGGCGAUUCAAAGAGGUCGCUGAUAUGCUACAAGAGUACAUUCCGAGUAUCAGAAUAGACUCCGACGACUCAUCGUCGUCUCUAUCGUCUGAUAACUCGUCUACGCAGCUCUCAAGAGAGCGAGUCAAGCUUCUCUCCUCCGGAGGUGACUCACCUGGACGCGAUGAACCCAGUUUCAAGUGCUUCUCUGUUUCGGAUUUGAAAAAGAAGGUCAUGGCUGGUCUCUGGAAUAAUUGUGAAAAAGAAGGACAAUGGAGGUAUUUGGUUCUGGGUCAAGCAUGUUGCCAUUUGGGUCUAAUGGAGGAUGCGAUGGUGCUUCUUCAGACCGGAAAACGCCUAACAACGGCGGCGUUCCGAAGAGAAAGCAUUUGCUGGUCCGACGAUAGCUUUUCCUUCACCAAGUUCCCACUCUCCAGCGAGCUAACUAUCACCAAAGACAACCAGCCACAAACCCCUCCAAGGACCGGGUUUGAGAGCAUUACCCAGCUCCUCAGCCAGAUAAAGCUCCUUCUCCGCCGUAAGACCGCCGCCAUCGCUGCCCUCGACGCCGGACUCAACUCUGAAGCCAUCAGACACUUCUCCAAAAUCGUCGAUGGCCGCCGUGGAGCCCCACAGGGCUUUCUUGCUGAAUGUUACAUGCAUAGAGCUUCUGCUUAUAGAUCCGCUGGUCGAAUUGCAGAGUCUAUUGCUGAUUGUAAUCGAACUCUGGCUUUAGAACCAUCUUGUAUAGAAGUUCUCUGUACCCGAGCUUCUCUUUUCGAAACCAUUAGAUGCUUGCCCGAUUGUCUUCAUGAUUUGGAGCACUUGAAACUUUUAUACAAUUCGAUUUUACGCGAUCGAAAAUUCCCUGGUCCGGCUUGGAAACGUCAAUAUGUGAGGUACACAGAAAUUCCGGGCAAGCUCUGUAGUCUAACCACCAAAAUUCAAGAAUUGAAGCAAAGGGUUGCCUCAGGAGAGACUGGUAAUGUGGACUAUUAUGCUUUGAUUGGAUUGAGACGAGGGUGUUCGAGAUCCGAAUUGGAGAGAGCCCAUUUGUUGCUUACUUUGAGACACAAACCCGAUAAGUCUACCAGUUUUAUCGAUAGAUGUGAGUUUGCGGAUGAGCGUGAGGUAGAUUCGAUUAGGGACAAGGCUAAGAUGUCUGCUUUGUUAUUGUAUAGAUUGAUCCAGAAAGGUUAUACGAGUGUAAUGUCGACCAUCAUGGACGAGGAAGCUGCAGAGAAACAGAGAAAGAAAGCCGCGGCUGCAUUGCAAGCAGCAUCUCAAGCAAUCCAAGUUCAGGAAACUCAUGAACAAAUCAAACAAGUCUCAACAAUGGCGGUUUUGGAGGUGUCAUCCAAUUGUAAUAGGGUCGAAAACAAAGCCACGACCCCAACAUCUCAGUCGGCGUUUCAAGGUGUGUUCUGUAGAGACCUUGCAGUUGUUGGGAAUUUGCUAUCUCAGGCUGGGUUCAAUCGUCCAAUUUCAGUAAAAUAUGAGGCAUUGACCUGUUGAUUUGGAUCUGAUUAUGUUCAUGUUCAUGUCCGGGAAAUCAAACAAACCACUGUGGGUUUGAAGUAAUUAGAUGUUUUACACCGGCGGGGGAAUCUGAUUGUGUUCCCAUGUUUGUACAAAAGGAAAAUUUUUACUACUGCCAGAUGCCGGGAAAAUUUUGCCCCUCAUUUUCAUUUUCUAGCUCUUUUUCUCUCUUUCUGUACAGAGUUAAUUCAGUUUGCAUUUUGUUAGUUGG
Ilex paraguariensis (yerba mate) is the source of this 2106-nucleotide messenger RNA. The record is from the annotation of a GenBank genome assembly. NCBI's taxonomy places the organism in Eukaryota, Viridiplantae, Streptophyta, Magnoliopsida, Aquifoliales, Aquifoliaceae.